This is a messenger RNA of Tribolium castaneum (red flour beetle), 542 nucleotides long. It is a transcript of the gene Ggamma1, whose product is annotated as G protein gamma subunit 1. Gene Ontology annotation, molecular function: G-protein beta-subunit binding. Bases 228 to 440 code for a protein of 70 amino acids. The transcript has a single exon. NCBI's taxonomy places the organism in Eukaryota, Metazoa, Arthropoda, Insecta, Coleoptera, Tenebrionidae. Gene Ontology annotation, biological process: G protein-coupled receptor signaling pathway. The record is from RefSeq and is a predicted model, not a curated record. Gene Ontology annotation, cellular component: heterotrimeric G-protein complex.
AUUAAAUUUGACAGUUGUUUGAGGCACAACCAAAGGCCAUAAAGUGGUUAAAUUGCAACUUCCGCCAGUUAAUUGCGCCUUAAUUUGAGUUCCCUGCAGUUUAUCAAGCGUUUGUUUGCAUUUUCUCACGAUUCGAGUGCAUUGUGCGGUGUUUGUGGCCGCGCCCAGUUUUCGUGCUAGUGUGUUCGUAAUACUCUGCCACCAUAGGCCUAUCAGACACAGCUUUAAUGGACAUGGUUGUCUCAAAUCUGCAACAACAACGCGCCGUGACCGAGCAGCUUAGGCGCGAGGCUGCGAUCAAACGGUUGCCGGUGUCUGUCGCAGUGGCCGAUAUCAUCAAGUACAUCACCGAACAUGAGCAAGACGACUGCCUCCUUGUGGGGUUCUCGAGCCAGCGGGUCAACCCCUUCAGGGAGAAGGCCCCCUGCACCCUGUUAUAGGCCCUGAGUGGUGGGUGUUUAUACGUGUAAGAGCUUUUGUCUUCUUGUACUGCUAUGUAAUCUAAGUUUGUAAUCUGCUCUACUAAUAAAUUAUUGUAAAGA